AUGGCAGAAGAACACACCUGGAACAAACUUCACCACGGCUUUCUAACAUUUAACAGCAAGUCUCCUCGUGUACAUGUCUUGUCUGACGACACAGAAUUCGAUCGCGUAUUUCUCAAACAUCUUCGACAGGAGGGAUUUAAUGUGACAUACAUUCCUUCCACAGGAGACAUCAAAGAUUUCAAAUGGACAGUACAGCAUUUCUCAGAUGAUCUAGAAUUAGGUCAGAACUAUGCUAUAAUAGCAUUCGGUGAAGCGGCAACUCACAUCCUCACGCUCGCCCAAAAACCUCUUCCUCAUUGCAUGUCUUUGACUUGCUACUACCCUACUGCUCUGCCGUCUCCAAAGCACAAAUAUCCUGUUCAUCUCUCGUUGCUUUGUCAUCUUGCUUCUAUUCAACCUUUUGGCGCUUCGACUUUCAAGACCUAUGUGUAUCCUGAUACAUAUCCAGGAUUUGCAGAGAGAGAUUUGGAAGAAUAUGAUAGAGUUGCCGCAGGAUUGAGUUGGAGCAGGACAUUGGGAGCAUUGAGAAAAGGGUUUGGCGUGGAGGUUGAUUUAGAAGGUGUUGUGGAUGAAUGGAAUAAGUACAGGUUCGAGGAUAAAGAUGCUAAGAUGGCAACGUUUAUGUUGAGCCAGGUGCCCUAUGUCAACGCCGUGCCUACUAUGACAGGUGGCAUCGGACGAGACGAGCUCGAUCGUUUCUAUCGAAAUGUCUUUCUUCCCGGCAAUCCACCAAGUCUCAAAUUGCGUCUACUCAGUCGCACAAUUGGUGUUGAGAAAGUGGUGGACGAAAUGAUCGUCUCGUUCAGACAUACACAGGCGGUACCUUGGAUACUGCCAGACGUCCCCCCGACGAACAAGUCGGUUGAAGUGGCUGUGGUGUCUAUCGUCAGCAUCCGCGGCGGCAAGUUAUGGCAUGAGCAGUUGUACUGGGACCAAGCAAGUGUGCUGGUUCAAAUAGGAUUGCUCGAUCCCAAACUUGUGCCUGGUGACAUGAAGAGGAGGGGUCUCCAAAGACUUCCCGUGACUGGCAAAGAGGCAGCGGAGAAAGUGCUGGACGAAAGCAGCCAUUCAAGCAAUGACUUGAUCUCUGCGUGGGGCGAAGAUGAAUCUUGA
Aureobasidium subglaciale EXF-2481 is the source of this 1113-nucleotide messenger RNA. RefSeq lists its product as uncharacterized. NCBI's taxonomy places the organism in Eukaryota, Fungi, Ascomycota, Dothideomycetes, Dothideales, Saccotheciaceae. The transcript is spliced from 4 exons. Bases 1 to 1113 code for a protein of 370 amino acids. Gene Ontology annotation, biological process: polyketide metabolic process. The record is from RefSeq and is a predicted model, not a curated record.